Molecule: messenger RNA, 2632 nt
Organism: Neofelis nebulosa (Clouded leopard)
Lineage: Eukaryota; Metazoa; Chordata; Mammalia; Carnivora; Felidae
Gene: NOBOX
Product: NOBOX oogenesis homeobox
Exons: 7
Coding region: 267-1967 (566 amino acids)
Biological process (GO): regulation of transcription by RNA polymerase II
Molecular function (GO): RNA polymerase II cis-regulatory region sequence-specific DNA binding; DNA-binding transcription factor activity, RNA polymerase II-specific
Source: RefSeq, a predicted model, not a curated record
GUAAGUGCCCCCCAAAUCGGGAUAGCCCUCCUACCAUCUGUGUGUGUGAGCUCAGGCCCCCUUCUGGUUGCAUCUAUUUGCUCACAUUUUACAAAGCAGCGGGCUAUCUAGUUUGAUCUCUACAACAGCCAAGCCUAGAAUUUUUACCCUCUCUGACAAGUGCACAAGUGAAAGGUUGAGGCCAAACGGGACACAGGCUGCAGAGCAGGAAGCCGCACAUCCUUAGUCCAGGCUUUUCCUUCUCCCGGUGCUAAGGUCAGUGGGUGAUGGUCCCCACAGGCCAGGAAGGUGGAGACAAGCCCCUGGCUGCUGGGCCAAAAAAGGAACUGCGGCAGAGUUCAGCCCCCUGCACUCAGGAUGCCCCAAGUGAGGAACUGCCCCCCUCCUGCAUCGUCCCCGGGGAGAAGCCACCAUCAGAUCCCCCUGGAGAACCAUCUGGGACAGAUACCAGGAGAGGGGGCCAGCCAUCUGGUUCAGGGACUCUCCACAAAGACAGGUCUCUGGCCCCACCGGGACCCCAGCCUCCUGGGGAAGGCUGUUCCUUCCCAGUGAAAGAGGCAAAGCCAGGGAAGAGGUCCUACUCUCCAGCCUCCAGUAAGCAGAAAAUACCCAGUGCCGCGGGUCUGGCCUCCACACCAUCUCCUGGUGUCACCCACUCAGCCCGUGCCGCACACAACCCAGUGCCUUGUGGGUCAGGCCGGGGGCCCUGCCAUCUGGCUAACCUCCUCAGCACAUUGGCUCAGAACAGCCAAAACACAGAUCAGAAGAGGUCCCUGGAAGUGACCUGCCAAGUUCGGAAAAAGACCCGGACCCUAUACCGCUCAGACCAGCUGGAGGAGCUAGAAAGGAUCUUCCAAGAAGACCACUACCCCGACAGUGAUAAGCGCCGGGAGAUUGCCCAGACUGUGGGGGUUACCCCCCAACGCAUCAUGGUGUGGUUCCAGAAUCGCAGGGCAAAGUGGCGGAAAGUGGAGAAGCUGAAUGGCAAGGAGGACAAGGACAGCCCUGCAGACCCCGCCCCUACCGGGGCCAGCAGUCAGUGCAGCUCUGCAACUGAGCUGCCAGCCGCUGUGCCCAUGGACCCAGAGCCUGGUACCUUCCCUCAGGAACCCCCUCUGGAUUCUCUUGCAGAGCCUCCCAUGCUGCUGGCCUCUGAGCACACUCUGGCCCCAACCCAACAGAGUGAGAGUACUCAGAGGGUAGCAGUGACCCCACCGCUCUUCAGCCCUCCGCCAGUUCGAAGAGUCAACCUUCCUUUUCCCCUUGGCCCUGUCCCCACCCCCCAAAUGAUGCCUCUGCUGCUGGAUACCCCAGGCAGUGACAGCGGCCACAAAGAUGGCUCCUGGGGGACAAGUGUCACCCCACCAUCCACCUGCUCAUACUUGGAGGAGCUGGAGCCCCAGGAUUACCAACAGAGCGCCCAGCCGGGACCGUUCCUGUUCUCCCAGGCUCCACAGAGCCAGCUCUACCAACAGCCUCAGCCCCAGUUCUCCUACCUGCACCCCUUCCCCUUCCCCAUGCCCCACCCCCUGCAGCCUCUGCUGCCAGACGACCCCCUCUUCACCUCGCCCUAUGGCCCCAGUGCGGGGACAUCACAGGGCUACUUCCCAGGGCCGCCGCCUCCAUCAGGGCAGACGGUGCUUCAGCCACCUGCUGGGAAUGCAGGUACAGUCCCCUGGAAUGACCCUUGCUUUCCAGAACUGCCUUUCCCUGGUCCUUUCUGUCCGCAGGCCCUGGGGCAGCCCCCCGGAGGGGAUGGCUACUUCCCUGAUCUGCUCCCAGCCCCCUAUGCUCCGGCCCUGAGCAGGCAGCCUUCCCCUGGUGUAACCCAGCUGCCCGAAGGGGCCAGGCCCGAAACGGGACCCUUCCUCGGCAGGGCCCCCGAGGAGCAGCCUGCCCCCUGUGUGGAGGGGCCCCCCGCAGCCGAGGAGCUCCGAGCGGAAGAGAAGGACAGCUGUGGCCCCUAAGUGCGGGGCCAAGCAGUGUGGAGGAGCAGGAGAGGCUUGGUGCCCCCUCCAGGAGACAGCGAUGUCAGGACAGACUGCAGAGUCUCCUGACCCGGGGGAAAUCGGACGUUUCCCCUCUGUGGGCUCACCUUGCUGGACCUGAUUGGAGAAGGAUGAGGGCCAGCCCGCCCUCUUGUCCACACCUCUGUGUGACCACCCUAAGAAAGGGAUGGUCCCUAUGAUUUCUGAAUGCUGUGUACAUUUCUGUUGUUUCCUUUCCUUGCCAGACAAACGCAUGUCUGUUGUAAGUGAUAGACUAGUGCAUUCUUGGGCCUCUCUGUGCAGCUCUGUGUCUCCCCACUAAGAGCUGCAUUUCUUUCACCACCAUCCACUCAGCUGGCCGGUUGUGGGAUGCAGUCCUAAGUGCCCCAAGUGAGGUCCCCGUUGGGCAUGACCCCAUGGAACCUGGCAUCUUUCCUGGGCCCAUCUCCUACUGGAGGGGAAAUCAGGCAUCUUGGGCCUGUUUUUCACUCCUGACAUUAACUCUUAUUCCCAAACUCAGGACUGAACCUGAGCAAAUUUGAGCACCAGCGUCUGUCUGGAAUUUGGGCAUUGUAGGGAUAGGAUUACAAGAGACACCCAAGGAUAUUUCAGGUCAAGUCUCCGUGUUGUGAACCAGAACUUAU